Penicillium expansum is the source of this 1350-nucleotide messenger RNA. RefSeq names its product Zn(II)2Cys6 transcription factor domain-containing protein. Gene Ontology annotation, molecular function: DNA-binding transcription factor activity, RNA polymerase II-specific; carboxy-lyase activity; zinc ion binding. NCBI's taxonomy places the organism in Eukaryota, Fungi, Ascomycota, Eurotiomycetes, Eurotiales, Aspergillaceae. The record is from RefSeq and is a predicted model, not a curated record. The coding region runs from base 1 to 1350 and encodes 449 amino acids. The transcript is spliced from 6 exons. Gene Ontology annotation, biological process: regulation of DNA-templated transcription.
AUGCAAAAGUCGGUCCAUAUGGACCCAUCCAAUGCCCGGGGCUCAGGCCAAACCCCAUAUCCAUACGACACAAAUCAUAUCAGUGAACUGCUUAAGCGCAAGCGCCGCACCCGCGGCAUUAAGUCAUGCUUUCCUUGUCGUCAUAGGAAGGUUCGAUGUGAUGGCAAUAUGCCAUGCUCUAGUUGCGUGCAGCGUCACCACCCAGAGCUGUGCUGUGUGCCUUCUAGCUCAGGGAAUGAGCCGUCUGCUUCUAAUGAGAAGGGUAGCUCUUUCCCUAUGAACAGGGAAGACGAUGAAGGAAGACAGGAAACUAGCACUCUCAGCAUUUCCGGGGAAGAUCAAUCGGUAUAUAUAAAUGAAAAUGACAAUUACACCCCGGGGAUUGAUCUCAUUCUCAUUCGGCUUGAGAAGAUGGAUCAGCAAAUCUCUUCCCUCAAGGAAGAACUUCAACAGACCCGCUUGAAUUCUGGAUCAGCACUUCAUCGAGACGCUACCGGGGCCACCAUCUUUUUGGGCAGCCAUUCUGAUCCACCAGUCGCCCUGGGAUACCGAAAGGCCGGGAGUGACCCAAUACUUAACGAUGCAAUGCUCCUGGACCAACUUGUCCCGCGGACGUAUCCGUUUACAAAUCUGUGGAAGCAAGAGCCUGGAGCUGGUGAGAUCUGUGAGACUUUACCUGACGAGUCGGAUAUUAUCCGGAUCAACGAUACGGCUUGCACAGAGUAUCGGACUACACGAAGAGACAGCCUCAGACACGCAAAGCUCCACCGCGGAACAAUUCCAGCGAAAACGCCUGUGGCCCAGAUCGCUCCUUCGCAGAAUGUCUGCGCCAUAUGCCAAAUCCUCCUCGAGCGCGCACGACAAGAUAACACUGAAACCCUCACUGAAACUUUAUCCUUUAAAAGCCGAAUGGCAGCUAUAUCCAAGGACGCCGCGCCAUUUCUCCGCGAUAAAGCCCACUGUCGCAGCCUGCAAGAUCAUCUCGAGCGUCUAGCCCUGAAUAUCCACAUUUGCUACACAAUCUGUCGUCUCUGUCGGCUGAUCCUGGAGUCUGGGUCCAUUGAAGCUCAUAACCCGGCUAUAAAUGCUGAUUCCAUCAAGGUGGAAUGCAUUGACUGCGCUGCUCAGGCUGUUCAGAGUUUCUUAGAUAUGCACCGUCUUGCGGCGACAAACUUGGUGGAUUCUAGUCUGCAGGGUUCACGUGCUGAUGUGCUGGUUAAGCGCUUGAUUGUCGUUUUGGAGCGCGAGGAACAGCAGUCUGUGUGGGAGGAUACGGAUACUAAUUUGAGGUACUUUGGUCCAUAUUCUCGGGCCUUGAAGGCCUUGCGGGAGACUAGUGAUGGCCAGUGA